GUGACAAGAAUCCUUCCUUUGCCAAGGCUCUACAGAAAGGCCCUUGAGUUAGAGAAGGAUCACUUGUGCCUUGUGAGAAUCAGAAAUGGCUUCAGGGGAUUCAGGAAGGUCCUGGAAUCUACGGCUCACUGACUGAACUUGGCUUCCUACGGGACUUGGGGAUGAAGGCUGCCGGCGUCUUGGCCCUGAUUGUCAGCCUCAGCGUCGUUGCAGAAUCCAAAGUCUACACUCGAUGUAAACUGGCAAAAAUAUUUGUGAAGGCUGGCCUGGACAACUUCGGAGGAUUUAGCCUUGGAAACUGGAUCUGCAUGGCGUACUAUGAGAGUCACUACAACACCACAGUCCAGAGAGUCCUGGAGGAUGGGAGCACCGACUAUGGCAUAUUCCAGAUAAACAGCUUCACGUGGUGCAGAAAUAUAAGACUGCAACAGAAAAAUCACUGCCACGUUGCCUGCUCAGCCUUAAUUACUGAUGACCUCACAGAUGCCAUUCUCUGUGCUAAGAAAAUUGUUAAGGAGACACAGGGGAUGAACUAUUGGCAGGGCUGGAAGAAACACUGCGAGGGCAAGGACAUGUCUGAGUGGAAGAAAGGAUGCGAGGUUUCCUGAUCUGGAGCAGGUGCAAGGAUGCGUGGCUGCUAUUUCCCAGAUUUACAAUGAGUAUGGAUCCGUUUCCCUCCCAGUAUCCCAAGAGGGAAUCCAAGUGGUAUUUAAAGGGAAUAAAUAUAUCCAUUUAUAUCUCA
Molecule: messenger RNA, 742 nt
Organism: Myodes glareolus (Bank vole)
Lineage: Eukaryota; Metazoa; Chordata; Mammalia; Rodentia; Cricetidae
Source: RefSeq, a predicted model, not a curated record